Molecule: messenger RNA, 1954 nt
Organism: Melitaea cinxia (Glanville fritillary)
Lineage: Eukaryota; Metazoa; Arthropoda; Insecta; Lepidoptera; Nymphalidae
Product: alkaline phosphatase-like
Exons: 12
Coding region: 1-1803 (600 amino acids)
Biological process (GO): dephosphorylation
Molecular function (GO): alkaline phosphatase activity
Source: RefSeq, a predicted model, not a curated record
AUGAGUGCUUGGUGCUAUAUCGUGAUCAUGAUGUGCACGAUCAACAAUGGAGUCCUGUCCCCAGCACCAAUGAGCGCUGAAAUGAAGGAAACCUACGAUCGUCAUUACUGGUAUGCACAAGCUCAAGAAACUUUGCAAAAACGUCUUCAAUACGCUUCAGAAAAGAAUCCUGUGGCAAAGAACGUGAUAUUAGUCGUUGGCGAUGGUAUGAGCUUAACAACAGCUACAGCAGCGAGAAUUUUACGAGGACAGCGGAGAGGUCAAUCCGGGGAAGAUACGGAUCUGGUCUGGGAUACUUUUCCCGCAGUAGCUCUUGCGAAGACAUACAACGUAGACGCACAAACAGGAGAGUCAUCGGCCUGCGCUACGGCGCUUUUAUGUGGAGUAAAAGCUCGCUAUGAAACGUUAGGCCUCGACGCUGGAGGUCGUUUCAAUAACUGCGCAUCUGCAAUCAGCUCCAAAGUUACUUCACUGAUUGAUUGGGCUCAUGAGGCCGGUAAAUCGAGCGGUAUUGUGACAACAGCACGCGUAACCCACGCUACUCCAGCUGCUUUAUAUGCACACGCGCCUUCGAGAUAUUGGGAAGAUGACAGUCGAGUACCUCCAACUGUGAGACGUGACUGUAAAGAUAUCGCCUUACAGCUUGUUGAAAAUGAACCAGGGAGAAAUAUUAAUGUUAUAAUGGGUGGAGGGAGACGUCAUUUCCUUCCAACUGUAACUCCAGAUCCUGAGCAUUCGAAUAGAGAAGGAAGAAGAUUGGAUGGUAGAAAUUUAGCUGAGGAUUGGGCGAGAGAAAAGAAAAGGAGGCGGCUUCGAGCCCAGUAUAUACAUUCACGGGAGCAACUCGCUAAGUUAGAUCCAAGGACGGUUGAUUAUUUAUUAGGUCUAUUUGAAUAUUCUCAUAUGGAGUUCAACGCUGAAAGGGGAGCUGUGUUGGAUACAGAAGAAGGCACAGCUGCCGGCACAGUUGUGAAGGCGGACGAUCCAUCAUUAGCAGACAUGACCCGCGCGGCUCUUGCAAUUUUGACAAAGAAUGAUAAAGGAUUUUUCUUACUUCUUGAGGGUGGACGAAUAGAUCACGCGCAUCAUUAUAAUAAUCCGUAUAGAGCUCUUGAUGAGACGUUAGAACUUGAAACAGCCUUAUUAGCGGCACUGGAAAAAGUGAAUCCAGCCGAGACACUGAUCGUGGUGACUGCUGAUCACGGUCAUGUAAUGACUUUCGGCGGUCAAGCUACGCCGAGAGGUCAUCCUAUUUUAGGUGCAGAUACAGUAGUGUCUGAUAUCGACGGCUUUCGGUACACAACCUUGUUAUACGGAACAGGGCCAGGUCAUUCAGAGCCUCGAGCUCUACCCCUAAAUAGCACUAACAGUCCAGCUGACGCAGUUCACGCCGCAGCUGUACCUCGACAGUGGGCAACGCAUGGUGGAGAAGAUGUACCAAUUUAUGCUUUAGGUCCAAUGGCUACGGUUUUAUUUGCUGGUGUGGUAGAGCAAAGCUACAUACCUCACGCUAUCGCCUAUGCAGCAUGUCUAGCACAUCAAGCAAGACGAUGUCAGGAACCAAUUUUUAACUUUACAAAACCUCAAGUAAAAGUCAAAAUACCGAACUGUGUCCCUACGGAAGUCAGCAGUGCUUCAGCAGCUGAUGAAACUAGAAAUGAAGGUUCGAGUGGUCGGCGCGUCGUGGUUGCUUCGAGCGUCAUGUCUGAUGAGCGAGUUCCGCGUUCGUCUGCUACACUAAUCACUCCUCUUGUGAACGUAUCACGUUACUUACUAAUGUUUGCGUUGAGUUUUGGACUCUGAGAGCUCGAUGAGCAGCCAUUUAAGUUGUUUGAUGUCAACAUCAGACAUAUCCUAAAACGUUUUUGUACAGGGAUCGUUUAUAAAUAUUGUAGCACUAUAUAAAAUAAAAUUUGUAAAUAAAAUUUUAUUAAUAAAUGUAAAUAAAUAGUUC